Molecule: messenger RNA, 1885 nt
Organism: Amblyraja radiata (thorny skate)
Lineage: Eukaryota; Metazoa; Chordata; Chondrichthyes; Rajiformes; Rajidae
Gene: tspan36
Product: tetraspanin 36
Exons: 7
Coding region: 189-929 (246 amino acids)
Cellular component (GO): plasma membrane
Source: RefSeq, a predicted model, not a curated record
ACACGGGAUGGUCAGUCAUGUGCCGUUUAUGUCAUCAGAUGUGAAUGCUGUCAUCGGCGGCGAGCGAAGGGGGAAGUGGAAUAAAAGGACGCACAGGCACAGCCUCAGUAGAAGUCAGGUCGGGUGUGGAGUGCGGUUGUGUUUCCGCGCUAGUUACUGGGUUUCCGUGAGUUUUGACUUCAUCUAACAUGGAUUGCGGUGUGGUAACUUCCAAAACCCUUCUCCUUUUCAUCAGCCUUGUUUUCUGGGCUGCAGGAGCUGUUCUCACUUAUGUGGGAGCCACCUUGUUAUCAACCAUGAAAAACUACAGUCACUUUUUUCAAGACAAGUACACUGUGCUCCCAGCUAUGAUUAUCAUUGGCGUAGCACUUGUGAUGUUUUUGAUUGGAAUCAUUGGAUGUUGUGCCACUCUGACAGAUUCUCGCUGUGGGUUGGGAUUGUUUCUGUUCAUCCUCCUCGUCAUUUCUGCUGCAGAGGUAUCUGCCUUUGUUCUGGGAUUCAUCUACAGAAGACAGGUCCAUGAAGGUUUGGAUAAGUCCAUGGUGGCUGUCUUUGAUAAAUAUAAUGGGGAAAAUGCAGAAAGCAGAGCUGUGGACUACUUGCAGACACAGAUGACAUGCUGUGGAAUUCUGAACUUCACCUACUGGGAAAAAACUGAGUGGUUCAAAGCAAACAAGACUCUACCCAUCAGCUGCUGUAAGGUUGAAUUUACCAACUGCACGGGCAAUGCAAGUCAACCCGAGCUGCUCAACACUGGAGGCUGCGAGUCCAAAUUGGAGAAAAACUUGGAAUCUAUUCUGAGCUACGUUAUGCUGACCACCCUGGGAUUUCUCAUCAUUCAGCUCUUUGGCAUGAUCAGCAUCUGUGUGCUCGCCUGCAGACGACAGGAGAAUGGCUACCUCCCUAUCCUACCAGGAACAUACGCAUGAAGGAAACCCAAGCCCUGAAGACUUGAGCUUGCCUUUAAGAACCAUUGCACUAUUAACAAGUGGAAGAAUGUUUAGACCCACCAAUUUAUUUCCAACUAUUUGUAAAAUGGGAACCACCACAAAGCAUUUUUACUUUUGAAGCUAUCGGUUGUUAACUUGGACCACUGGACUAAAUUGUGCUGAUCAUAAUCUAUGCAACACUUCACCCCUUUGUGGCUCUUCACUUGAGCGGUAGUAUUGUGACCAAAGUGGAAUAAAUGGUCGGGGGUUGCAUUUGAAAGGAGCUGCCCACUUGGUUCUGGGGAAGAAGGAUCCACAAUAUUUAAUAACUUGUAGUCAGAUGACCACGUUUCAUUUUGCAUUCAGUUGAUGGGGUGUAGUUUGGUUCACCAGGGGACCAUAAUCCAAGGAUACAAUUUGCCUUUGUUCAAUUUACUUUUAACAGGCUGCUGUAACCACCAUUGCACUUAUUUGCCUUAAACUAGUUUGGAAUUUUGUCAUUGGUGUUCAAUAGCAAGAACCCACUUUUGCUGUGAUUUAAAAAAGAACUGUGCACAAAUCACUAAUUCUUUCCUUGGCUGUGAAUACAAUUAACUAGAGGAUAAAUUGUUGCAUGUUUACUUGAUGAUUAAAAAUAAAUUGAUUCCAUAAUUAUAGCUAAGUUGUUCUAUCUGACCUGUGUUGCCUAUAAGUACAUUCAAGUUUGAAAAUUUAAAGUGCUUGUAUUUUUUUCUAAUCUUCAAAUAUGGCAGUUAAUGAUUUUUCACUCCUUGAUCAUAGUUACUGAGACCAUUUUUCCAGUCUCAUUUUUAAUAGUAUUGUCUUGAAUUGGUGUUUUGUAAUAGUUCAAUUCUCAGUCUUUCCUAUAAAUGUAAUCCAUACCUGGCUUGGAGACAGCUUUUAAUGCUCACAUGAAUGUGUAUAAUGUUAAUAAAAAUUAAAGAAACACAUCUUUG